CCUCCCUGACCCUGUGAGACUGUCCACUCAGUCGGCUCUGAAGCUGCCCAGUGACCAGGAGUGGGGAGCAGGUCCGGGCUGACGUCGCCGCCCAGAUGGCCUUCAGGCUGACCCCGCUGACCCUCCUGCUGCUGCUGCUGCUGCUGCUGCUGGCUGGGGAUAGAGCCUCCUCAACCCUGAAUGAUGUCAGCCACGUGGAUCCAGGGAGCUCGGAAGGAGGGAAAAAUGAAGGCGAUAUCGCAAAGGGAGAUAUUUCCAAGAUUGUACCCAUUCAACCCACCAACAGCUCUUCCAUCUUCCCAACCAACCUGACCACCGUAGUAACAACCAGUGCCACCCAGCCCGUCAACCAGUCCACCACUCAACCCAUCGAACCAACUACCCUGCCCACCACCAAGCCCUUCUUGACCACUACCGAGCCCUUCUUGCCCACUACCAAGCCCUUCUGCCCAGUGCCUUCCACCUCCUGCCCCGAGGAGAGUCAUUCAGCAGAGGCCGUGCUGGGGGAGGCUUUGACCGAUUUCUCCGUGAGGCUCUACCAUGCUUUUUCGGCAAUAAAGAAGGCGGGGACCAACAUGGUCUUCUCCCCAUUCAGCAUCGCCAGCCUCCUCACCCACGUCCUGCUCGGGGCUGGGGAAGAAACCAAGGGAAAUCUGGAGAACCUCCUCUCUUACCCCAAAGACUUCACCUGUGUCCACCAGGCCCUGAAGGCCUUCAGGUCCGAAGGCUUCACCUCAGUCUCUCAGAUCUUCCACAGCCCAGACCUGGCCAUAAGGGACACCUUCCUGAAUGCCUCUCAGAGCCUGUAUGGGAGCAGCCCCAGAACCCUGGAAAAUGACAGUAAUGUCAACUUGGAGCUCAUCAAUGCCUGGGUGGCUGAGAAGACCAACCACAGAAUCAAUCAGCUGCUGAACAGCCUGCCGUCUGAAACCCGCCUUGUCCUCCUCAAUGCCAUCUACCUGAGUGCCAAGUGGAAGGUAAUGUUUAAUCACAAAAAAACAAGUUUGGAGGCCUUUUACAGCAAAUCCUCUGAGAUAAAAGUGCACAUGCUGAAUAGCAAGAAGUACCCUGUGGCCCAUUUCACAGACCCGACUUUGAAGGCCAAGGUGGGCCGACUGCAGCUGUCUCACAACCUGAGCUUGGUGAUCCUGGUGCCCCAGACCUUGAAACACCGUCUCGAAGACAUGGAGAAGGCCCUCAGUGCCCCUGUCUUCAAGGCUGUCAUGAAUAAGCUGGAGUCGACCAAGUUCUAUCCCACUCACUUCAUGAUGCCUCGCAUCAAAAUAAAGGGCAACCAGGACAUGCUGCCAAUCAUGGAGAAAUUGGAAUUCUUUGACUUUACCUACGACCUCAACCUGUGUGGGCUGACAGAGGACGCAGAUCUGCAGGUUUCUACGAUGCAGCACCAGGCCAUGCUAGAGCUGAUGGAGACGGGGGUGGAGGCGGCAGCAGCCUCGGCCUUCUCUGUGGCCCGCAGUUUGCUGGUCUUUGAAGUGCAGCAGCCCUUCCUUUUCGUGCUCUGGGACCAGCAUCACAAGUUCCCUGUCUUCAUGGGGCGGGUGUAUGACCCCAGGUCCUGAGACCUGCGGGGGGCCAACUAGGGCAAGUCCUUCCCCUCUGGCUUCAGCUCUCUUGGUUGCAGCUCUGGAUUUGCCCCCAGCCACCUCCCACCUCAGUUCUGCCCUUCACCUGAAAGGCUCCCCAGGGGUCUGGUGAGGGGACCUGCUUCUACCAUCCCUUCCCUGUGACUCUCUAAAGCACUUUUUGCAGCUUCCUCUGGUACAAAUACAGCAGACUCUACAAAUAAAACCUGGCAGACCAUGA
Phacochoerus africanus (Common warthog) is the source of this 1824-nucleotide messenger RNA. It is a transcript of the gene SERPING1, whose product is annotated as serpin family G member 1. Gene Ontology annotation, molecular function: serine-type endopeptidase inhibitor activity. Gene Ontology annotation, biological process: negative regulation of endopeptidase activity. The transcript has 8 exons. The record is from RefSeq and is a predicted model, not a curated record. NCBI's taxonomy places the organism in Eukaryota, Metazoa, Chordata, Mammalia, Artiodactyla, Suidae. The coding region runs from base 96 to 1580 and encodes 494 amino acids.